Hibiscus syriacus is the source of this 1014-nucleotide messenger RNA. RefSeq names its product frataxin, mitochondrial-like. The record is from RefSeq and is a predicted model, not a curated record. NCBI's taxonomy places the organism in Eukaryota, Viridiplantae, Streptophyta, Magnoliopsida, Malvales, Malvaceae. Gene Ontology annotation, molecular function: ferroxidase activity; iron chaperone activity; ferric iron binding. The coding region runs from base 40 to 603 and encodes 187 amino acids. Gene Ontology annotation, biological process: iron incorporation into metallo-sulfur cluster; intracellular iron ion homeostasis. The transcript is spliced from 6 exons. Gene Ontology annotation, cellular component: mitochondrion.
UACUCUUCUGGACUAGCGAUUUGCAGAGUCUGAUCGACAAUGGCUUCCAGGCUACCCUUUCUCAGGAGAAUCUCUAAACUUCUCAAAGCUCCGCCUUCGACACCCCUCCGCUCUUUGCGCCAUCCACUUGCUAUGGGUUUUCUUCUUCCACAAGCUUCGACGCCUAAUGUUUCUCCUCGGUUAUUCGCUUCUUCUAGAAGCAUUUGCUCUGGCCCUCUUAAUCUCCCCCAGGAUUCUCAAGGACCUGCACCCAUUGAUUACCGUUUGGUUCUAUCGGAAGAUGAAUUUCAUGGAUUAGCUAAUUCUACAAUCCAUGACCUUCAAGAAAAAUUAGAGGAAUAUGGUGAUGUUGUUGAACUUGAUGGUUUCGAUGUAGACUAUGGGAAUGAAGUGUUGACACUAAAACUCGGGGGUUUGGGCACCUAUGUGAUGAAUAAGCAGACCCCUAAUCGGCAAAUUUGGUUAUCGUCUCCUAUAAGUGGUCCAUCCAGAUUUGAUUGGGAUCGUAAUGUUCAAGCUUGGGUUUAUCGACGAACUAAAGCAAAUUUGUUGAAACUCUUGGAAAGUGAGUUGGAGCAACUUUGCGGUGGCCUAAUAAAGUAGCCGGAGCAACUUUAUCAACAUAUAGCCACCAAAGAAAUCCCGCUGUUGGACAUUUUAGUCAAGGUUUGAGAGCGCAGGCAUUAUAUUAGUAGCAUCAAAGACAGGAAUCGUUUGAAGAAUUAGGUAAAAGACUUGAUGGAACACCAUGGCUAGUUCAUGUCACUAAAAGUCGGGCAUUAUUGAUGCACGCUUAGGAAAGCUAUUUGUGUUCGCCUUGUCAGAUGGGGUCUAUUUGCCAAAUUUGGACCGAAAAGCGACAUAAAUGCAGGACAAGAUUGAUAUGUAAAAAGACUAAAAGCAUACAAGAUAGCACGCCGAAAGAUAGGUGAAGAUAAGGCAGGUAUGCACCGUAUAUUUUUAGUGCCUAAUUGACGGUCCCUACAAUGCUAGCAGCAUUCAUGCAUACAACCA